CUCAUUCUGGCGAAAGAAGCAGCAGCAACAGCAGAAGAAGAAGAAGAAGAAGAAGAAGAAGAAUAGGACGCGUUCUGUGGGACUAGGAGUAAACACGAGUUUAAACUGCAGCUUGAGAACAGAUUCAGUGGAUGGACGGAAACAAGUCCGAUUAACUCUGGACUCAGAUCUAAAUGUGAAGCAGGCGUGUUUGAAUCCAGACUAAACGUGAUGCCACAUCAGCAGAGAAAGUCUAAACUGCAGUUGCUAAACAGCGAACAGAUGCUCAAGAGAGACUAAACUACUGGAAAACUACAAAAAAGUGAUGGACCUGAUGGCCGUGAGCACGUCUGCGACGGGUCAGGAUGAGUUUGACCGCAACGCGCCGCGGAUCUGUGGAGUGUGUGGAGACAAGGCCACCGGCUUCCACUUCAACGCCAUGACCUGCGAGGGAUGCAAGGGCUUCUUCAGACGCAGUAUGAAGCGCAAGGCCAGCUUCACCUGCCCCUUCAGCGGGAACUGCACCAUCACCAAAGACAACCGGCGUCACUGCCAGGCCUGCCGUCUGAAGCGCUGUGUCGACAUCGGCAUGAUGAAGGAAUUUAUUCUGACGGAUGAGGAGGUGCAGAGGAAGAAGGAUCUGAUCCUGAAAAGGAAGGAGGAGGAGGCGGCAAGGGAGGCGAGGAAACCUCGUCUGAGUGAGGAACAGAUGCAGAUCAUCAACACACUGGUCGAAGCGCAUCACAAGACCUACGACGACUCCUACUCCGAUUUCGUCCGAUUCAGGCCUCCGGUUCGUGAGGGUCCGGUCACCCGCAGCGCCAGUCGUGCUGCGUCUCUUCACUCUCUGUCUGACGCUUCAUCAGAUUCAUUCAACCAUUCACCAGAGUCUGUGGACACGAAGCUGAACUUCAGUAAUCUGCUAAUGAUGUAUCAGGAUAGCGGUGGCAGUCCAGACUCCAGCGAGGAGGACAACUCACGCCUGUCCAUGUUACCGCACCUCGCAGACCUCGUCAGCUACAGCAUCCAGAAGGUCAUCGGAUUCGCCAAGAUGAUCCCUGGAUUCAGGGACCUGACGGCUGAAGAUCAGAUCGCUCUGCUCAAGUCCAGCGCUAUCGAGAUCAUCAUGCUGCGCUCCAAUCAGUCGUUCAAUCUGGAGGAUAUGAGCUGGAGCUGCGGAGGACCGGACUUCAAAUACUGCGUCAAUGACGUCACCAAGGCGGGACACACUCUGGAGCUGCUGGAGCCGCUGGUGAAGUUUCAGGUGGGUCUGAAGAAGCUGAACAUGACUGAAGAGGAACACGUGCUGCUGAUGGCCAUCUGCCUGCUGUCUCCAGAUCGGCCCGGCGUUCAGGACCACGCUCGCAUCGAGGCGCUGCAGGACCGUCUGUGUGACGUCCUGCAGGCGUACAUCCGGAUCCAUCACCCCGCCGGGCGUCUGCUGUACGCCAAGAUGAUCCAGAAGCUGGCGGACCUGCGCAGCCUGAACGAGGAGCACUCCAAGCAAUACCGCUCGCUCUCCUUCCAGCCCGAGCACAGCAUGCAGCUGACGCCGCUAGUGCUGGAAGUGUUCGGCAGCGAGGUGUCCUAGCAUCCCAGAGCCCCCCCGACACCGCUAGAGCGUCACCGCUCACUCGACGGGGGGCUGAAGGGAUGCACGAGCGAGCGGGUGGAUGCACAGGUCGGGAUUCCCGCUUUUAAGCUACGGGGAAUUCCGAAAGGAAUGUAUUAACGAUGUAUAAAUAGAACGAUGCAUAUAAACUAAUAUUUAUAUUUAAGAGAGAGAGAGAGAGAUGUAUGGCCAGGUGUUCCUCUGGUGUAAUAGGAUAAGCAGGCUCUU
This is a messenger RNA of Carassius carassius (crucian carp), 1819 nucleotides long. Its product is annotated as vitamin D3 receptor A. The record is from RefSeq and is a predicted model, not a curated record. Gene Ontology annotation, biological process: negative regulation of transcription by RNA polymerase II; positive regulation of transcription by RNA polymerase II; cell differentiation. The coding region runs from base 305 to 1570 and encodes 421 amino acids. Gene Ontology annotation, molecular function: nuclear receptor activity; vitamin D response element binding; zinc ion binding. Gene Ontology annotation, cellular component: nucleus. The transcript is spliced from 11 exons. Lineage: Eukaryota; Metazoa; Chordata; Actinopteri; Cypriniformes; Cyprinidae.